AUGCUUGAGGGAAAAUUUGACGAAGCUAGCCUUCUUAAGAAAAUCGUCGACUCUAUCAAAGAUUGUGUGAAGCUAUGCAAUUUCAACUGCACGGAACAUGGAAUGACUGUUCAAGCAGUUGAUGAUUCGAGGGUUUUGCUUGUCUCCCUUUUGGUUGGCCUGUCGGCUUUCUCAGAGUACAGAUGUGACCGUGACAUCACUUUGGGUAUUGAUUUGGAUUCAUUCUCCAAAAUCAUAAAAUGUGGCAACAACGAAGACUACUUGACGUUGUUGGCGGAGGACUCUCCAGAUAACGUCAUGACUAUCUUUGAGGACAAGAAGAAAGAGCGUGUGUCGGAGUAUUCCUUGAAGUUAAUGGACAUUGACUCGGAGUUCUUAAGAAUUGACGACAUGCAAUACGACUCUGUCAUCAACAUGCCGAGCGGAGAGUUCGCAAAGCUUGUCAGAGAUUUGAAAAACCUUUCUGAGUCUCUUAACAUUACGGUGACUAAAGACUCCGUGAAAUUCAGCGCUGAAGGUGAGUCCGGUACUGGCUCUGUUGUGUUGAAACCCUACACUGAUAUGGACCGCCCCGAGGAAUCCGUCUCUGUCAACUUGGAGAAUCCAGUCGACUUGACUUUUGGAUUGAAAUACUUAAAUGAUAUCAUCAAGGCCACUGCUCUUUCUGGAACUAUCACCAUCAAAUUGGCCGACAAAACACCCGCCCUUUUUGAGUACAAGUUGGACGCUGGUGGUUACUUAAGGUUUUACUUGGCUCCCAAGUUCGAUGAGGAUGAUUAA
Candidozyma duobushaemuli is the source of this 780-nucleotide messenger RNA. It is a transcript of the gene POL30, whose product is annotated as proliferating cell nuclear antigen. The coding region runs from base 1 to 780 and encodes 259 amino acids. Lineage: Eukaryota; Fungi; Ascomycota; Pichiomycetes; Serinales; Metschnikowiaceae. Gene Ontology annotation, biological process: regulation of DNA replication; translesion synthesis; mismatch repair. The record is from RefSeq and is a predicted model, not a curated record. Gene Ontology annotation, molecular function: DNA binding; DNA polymerase processivity factor activity. Gene Ontology annotation, cellular component: PCNA complex. The transcript has a single exon.